Molecule: messenger RNA, 804 nt
Organism: Gryllus bimaculatus (two-spotted cricket)
Lineage: Eukaryota; Metazoa; Arthropoda; Insecta; Orthoptera; Gryllidae
Source: the annotation of a GenBank genome assembly
CUUUCACGUCAACACUUACUGUGAGUGGGGAAGUCUGUUGUGUUCUUCGGAACAAUAUUUGUUGAAAUUCUUGGUUGUGUUUCGGUUUCUUAAGGAAAUCAACAGGAAAAUGGCACCAAAGCAAAGAAUGCGUGUCGCGAACGAGAAAGCCAGCAAAUAUGUUACGAUGCGCGGAAAUGUACCGAAAUCAUCCAAACCUCUAGAUGAUAAAUAUCCUGUCGGACCUGGACUACUUGCUUUUUUUAUAUUUGUUGUGUGCGGAUCAGCUAUCUUCCAAAUCAUUCAAAGCAUCCGGGCUGCAUAAUAGACUAUCGGCUGAAAGAUGGAAACGCGUCUCCUUUGGGUGCACAGACUUACGCUCAAAUUACUAUCAACAUAAAGCAUAUGAUAUUCAAUGUUGUGUAUUUUUCUUUGUUUGGGAUUGUCUAAAGUUCUUUUACAAGCAGCAUUGAAUUUCAGCGUGUUUAGUGAAAAAUGAUAUUGCAACUUCCUGUACCUUAAGAAAAGCAUUUACUUCUCCAAACUUUCCAAACAUCUAUUGAUUUAAUUAUUCCAAUGUUAUGUUUGUGUUCAUGAGAAGGUAUAUUAAUUCCAUUGUACAAGAUGUGAGUAAAAUGCUAAUAUAUUAUAUGGAUGUGAAUAUAUUGUAAAUAAGAAUUCAACAUUUUUCCUAGAGUUUGUAUAGAUGGGCACAGGUGUUUCAGGUUUUUGCUUUGAAAUUACCAUUCCACAUGCUCCUGAAAAAGAUUCAUUUAGGAGCUGCUAAAUUGACAAGUUAAAGAAAAAUAAAAGAAUUUUACUACA